Salvelinus fontinalis (brook trout) is the source of this 4869-nucleotide messenger RNA. RefSeq names its product inositol 1,4,5-trisphosphate receptor-interacting protein-like. The record is from RefSeq and is a predicted model, not a curated record. Gene Ontology annotation, cellular component: membrane. The transcript has 2 exons. The coding region runs from base 2245 to 3867 and encodes 540 amino acids. Lineage: Eukaryota; Metazoa; Chordata; Actinopteri; Salmoniformes; Salmonidae.
AUUGUUCUAUCUGUGGCUGAACCACUCCUUCCUCAUUCGCACAUUUCAGAGUUUGCGUUUCCCCGGUUCUAAAUAAGCUCCUGUUUGUCUUCCUGUUUGUUUUGUCUUGCAAUCGCAGAAGAAUGGAUUAUGUGUUCAGUGAGAUCUGACAUCUCUUAAAGGUUCGUGAUUUUAAAUAGUAAAUCAAAAUGCAAUUUAUCGUUUAGUUGAUAAGGUUUUAUUUCGGCUCUCGCUCGAAUGUUACCGUUUAUUCAUUGGCCUAAACUUUAUUACGGGAAAAACGUUUUAUUGAGUUAUUGCGGUAAUCCACAAUUAUCCAUGGAUUGUCAUAAGAAAAUGGGUGAAUUGCAUAUAUAUAUAUAUAUACACACACACACAUAUAUAUAGCUUGUUUUGAUAGCCUCGAUGUAUUCUAUCCGUAUUUAUGGAAAUAACUCAUUCUUUCAAGUUGGAACUUUGUGACUCAUCCUCAGGUCCGGCAGUGCUAGUCGUCAGUGGUCCAAUUUGAAGUGCCAUUCUAUUUUUCCAUCCUUCAUUGGCCUAUGUGCUAUUUUGAAGUACCCUAGAAACAAUAACAAAACAUAUUUGCCAGUAAUCACUUUGCUAAUGGUGUGUUGUUGUAGGCAGUUACUAUUUCAGGCAGAGAGUACUGCAAUUUUGUAAAAGUUGAUUUGUUUUAUGGUUUUCCAUUGAGUCAGUGUAUUUUAUUUUGUCCCCUUUAAGUUAUGGGUUGUAGGUAGCACAAUAUUGGACUAAAGGAGCUAGCGUUACUCCUUUGUCAAAGAACCAUACAAAUACUCCAUCUGAACGUGAAAUCGAUUCUCAAUUGUUGUAUGUCUCUAGAAACAUAAAUCCCUCUACUUUCAUAUCAUAUCAAAAUAAUUUCACAAAUGCAAAUGUACACUAUUUUAACCGUUUUAACACAAUUGCAGAUGAUAGAAUGUUAGUGACAGCACAUUUGUGGAGUCAGUCUUCUGUUUACAAACAGGUGGUUGGAGACACAGAUGGCUAAUUAGCACAGGUAGUCCACUUUGGGAUUGGGUUGGCGGAUCGCAUCCAACUUUUAGGUGCAUAUACCGCCACCCACUGUCUAGGAGUGUGAGGCCAGUCACGGCCUACCUACAAUAAAUUCUAGUACUACAAAUAUGUGGGAAAAGGAAAAUUACCCUGCCAACUAUUAUCCCUCACACAAAAAACACCACUAUUUCCACUAUUUAACCGUAUCUAAUCUUACUACUGGCCAACGGUCUGGGAAGACAGAUACUAUCACAAAACACCCCCUGCAACUCUUCUGCAGUAAAACCUCGCAAUCCCAAGGACUUCUUUGCAGCUGCCAACACAACCUCUAUUUUUUGUGACUUACUUUUUCUGUAGUACAGUUGACAACCAUGGCUAUGAAUGCUAAGUAACCCUCCAUACUGAAGCACAUUCUUCCCAUCCCCCUGUAUUGGUCUCUGCCUAUUCACAGGAAUCCUCUCAGGAUCCCUCACCCUGUACCCAUCUUACUCUACCACUCUCUUCACUGCUUUAGCAUACAACACUUUCUUUACUACUUUGACCCUGGAAACAUCAACCUGCCUUUCUCUCACCGGACACCUCUGAUUUCCAGCCCCAUGGGUACCCCCACAGCUAACACACACAACUUUCUCCACCGAUACUACACAUUCCUUCGUCUCAUGUCCUCCUGCACACUUCUCAAAUCUAAUAAUCUACCUCUUACAUACUGCUGCCACAUGACCAUAAGCUUAGCACCUAAAACACUGUAGUACUUUUGUAACAACAUUUCUCACGGGUUAACUGACACAUCCUACAUUGACCUUGUAGGGCAAGGACUGCAUCAAAACUCAGCAGGACAAACAAUGUCUUCAGUUUCACCACGUUCCUACCGCGUCUGCGUCACACCAAACGCCGGGCGUCACAGACACCAGUAAUCUUCCAUUUCAGCUGAUCCUCCUCAACACUUAAUGCCACCCCCUUUAUCACUCCUUUCAACGUCGCCCUGCUCUGGGGAGCGAAGCAAGUCACAGUUCUUGUCGCGUGGUCCGGUUGUGUUUUGGAGGACGCAUGCAUAUCCUGAGUCCAUACGGGAGUUGCAGCGAUGAGACAAGACUGUAACUUCCAAUUGGAUACCACGAAAUUGUGGAGAAAACGGGGUUUUGGGCUGCAGCUUGAUCAGAGUCGAUGAGAUGCUGGCGUGAGGGGUGACACUGGUUUUGUCUCCUCCCUGAGGUCCAGGGAGCCAGGAUGCAGGGGGCGAUAGCACGGGUGUUUGUGGUGGUGGCAGCGGCCAUCUUGAACCAUCCGCUGCUGUUCCCGCAGGAGAACACCACCCUCCCAGAGCAGGAUGAGGCCCUGCUGGCCCGCAUGAGGGAGCAUGAGAAGAGGCUGGAGCUGGAGCAGGCGCGGCUGGAGCAGGAGCUCUUGUAUGCAGGCACAGAGCAGCAGGACCCUGGCUCAGAGGACGGCUACGGCUGGUACUUCUGGAGCGCCCUCUCACUGGCCAUCUUCUUCACUAUUGAGGUGUGUCGGCAGGAUUUGGCAGACAUGGAAGCCCGAUACGCUGAUGAUGAGGAUGGGUUUGUUGAGAGUGGAUCCAUCAGUUCCAAGACACUCCAGCUCGAUAAAGGAGUCCUAAACAGCUUCUGUGAGAGAUGCAUCUACACCUCGGCCCAUGAGAACUGGCGGGUGCGGGAAUUUGUGGAGGGCUUCGCUGACGACCUGCUGGAGUCCCUGAGGAGUGUGUGUGAUAGGGAGACUGACAUGGAGGUGGCGGACUUUGUGGGCGUUGGGAGCAUGUUUGAGUCGUGGAGGGUGAGCAAGCCGCUGAUGUGUGAUCUCAUUGUCCCUUUCACCCCCCCGGAGCCAUACUCCUUCCAGUUCCAGCUGUGGUGCAGCCCCUCCAGUGACGUGCCCCUGGACAUGCAGGGCUGUGGCAGGAUCAAGGUGACAAAGGUCGGGGAGAAUGAGGAUGGCUGUCUCUGUGGCUCUGCCAACCUGGGUGAGGACAUGCUGUGCUUGCUACACAGCAAAAAUGAAAAGCCCAGAGCAGACCACACCCCGGAUGACCUUCUGUGCUCCAAGAACACACCUUAUCUGGCUAAGGACCAGGUCAUGAAGUGGUUCCAGAUAUCCGUGACCAAAGCCUGGGGACGGAUUUCUCACAAGUACGAGUUUGAGCUCACUUUCCACAACCUGGAUGCGACUGGAGCACUGAAGGUCCGAUUCCGCUCAGGAAAGGUUGUUGUGAUGAACAUCAUCCCCGUUGUGGAACUAGAUGGCACAAAUGCCUACUUUGUAUCACACUUCGCCUCUGACAGCAGCACCUAUUCAGACACUUACUGGCCCCUCUCCUUCGCUGUCUAUGAGAAGAACCUGCUCAAACAUGUGACUAAAAGCCUGCCUGAAAAUUCCUGCCACCUCCACUGCCUUCAGCUCAUCACUUUCCUACACAAGAAACAGAUGGGUCUAACUGGCAGGUGUGCUCUGACCAACUACCACCUAAAGACGACCCUGCUGCACCUGUUGUUGAGUAAGGGCUCGUCUAGCUGGGGCUCUGAGAGUCUGGAGCACAGGCUACGGGACAUGCUAGGCUUCCUUCACAGGAGUCUUCAGGAGAAGAGACUCUGUCACGCUUUGGUUGGGAACAGCCAAGUUCCACCAGAAGUCCGGGUUCCGGCACCAUUCCACACGGCGGAGCCCAUCAAUCUUUUCCGGCCACUGGUGUUACAGAGAGAGCUUUACGCUGACACGCUUCGGCAUUUCCAGGAGAUGCUCAGGAACGCUCCUGUUCUGAUUCAGGAGUACACGCCUUUGUUACAAAAUGGCGACACUCACCACAGACUCAACUCGAUGGCACAGUCUGAGUAAUGGACUCUGUUUUAAUGCACUGCAAUGAGUGGAGGUAUUCUUAAUAACAAUAAUAAUAAUUAACAAAAGUAUGUUACAGCUUUAAGACAUUUCUCUAGGCACUGAAAAGAGAAGUGAACAACGUUCCUUUGUUAUUUUGAAAUGGACUUUGUGGUUGGUGGUUUUAUUUGAUAGCAGCUUCUAAAAACACUCAAGGAAGUUACCAAAGCGUGUUCUUAGUAACAGCACUGUAACUGGUAUUUCAAUAUGGCUGUUUCACAAGUGCAAUUAUAUUUUACUGAAUUGAAGGUUUACAAAAACUGUUUUCCCCUCACAAAAUUAGAGCAGUAUAUUUUGAUAUGAAGAAUAAGUAUUAUUUUUGUAUUCUAGAGAAGACCACAUCAUACUUUGUAGUAUGUGUGUUUUUAUGAUGCAGUAUUAUGUAGUACUUGUCAACAAUUGCUAUUUGACAUGAAGGGAUAUUCAUUUUGUAAGCCGUGCAACAGUUUGAAAAUACCAAUUGAAGACUCCCUGUUACACGUCUUGGCUGUCAUUCACCAAAAGACAAGAAUGUCAGCAAAGGUAUUCCGUUGAAAUUCCUUUACAAUGGGUACAUGAGGAACAUAAGAUAAUUUUAGAAAUUCCUUUCAGCAUGACAAUCUUAGAAAUGACACACAACAUGUACACAGCCGAUGUUGUACGGUUGUGCUAACUAAUUGAAGGAAAAAUUCCCCUCUGUUUAAGUUCAGUCUUAGGUUCACGUAUAAUUAAAUGGCAAAUAGACAACGUAUGGUUUGAGAUAGUGGAAUGCACUUGUAAAAAUGUCAUUUGUGUGUAUAUAUAUAUAUAUAUAUAUAUAUAUAUAUAUAUUAAAAAAAAUAUUUAUUAAAAGAAAAUGUAUAUUUUGUAGUAUUACCCGUAUCGCUCAUACCCAUUGUAACUUGCCUAUUUUACCACAGAAUGUACUUUUAACAGCGUCUGUUUUUUUGCAGUGUUUUUAUUCAUAAAUGUUGAAGGACUUUA